AUUUACAAAAACAAUUGUUUUAUUGUUGUCAAGUAUUUCGCCAUCAAAGAGGGUUCCGUCACCAAAAAAGUUUGAGAACCGCUGAAUUAGGGGAUGCAUUCCAACCCCAUAAGGCGUGGCUUAUUGCUACCCAUCCCUCUAUUGUGUAAGCUUUUAUAAACCGUAGCAUAAUCUCAGUUUUACAAAUUAUAGUCAUGGAUCUGUCUCCAGUAUCCGGUGCAAAGUGCGGUUCAGAUUUUAGUAUUGAGAGGAUAUUGAGUGAUGAUUCUAGUCGGGAACAAACUCCAAGUUGGUUGUGUUGCACGAGGUAUCAGCCGCCGAGACUUCCACGAGCACCGAACGCCUGCCGCGCGCGCCGCUCGGGCAGACACGCGCGGGUGCCGUUCUCGGGCGCGCAGGCGGCGGCGCUGGAGGCGGCGUACGCGCGCGCGCCCUACCUCGCGCCGCCCGCCCUGCGCGCGCUCGCUGCUGCGCUGCAACUGCGAGAUGAUCGGAUUAAAAUAUGGUUCCAAAACAGAAGAGCGCGGGAAAGAAGAGAAAAGUCCGGAUCUAUUACCCCUCCUCGCGCCGUGUCUUUACCAUCGACAGCUUCUCACACCUCUUCAAAUUAUCUAUGGAUGCCGAUUAACGAUCAAUCUUUACAAACUCCAUUGAACGUCAGACAAGGAAGCAAUAGCUUCAGUGAACAAAUGGCCAACAAUUCGAUAAGUGAAAUCAAUAGUUAUGUAGAAAGUACAACCUCAAGCGAAUCCAGUAGGCAUCUUAGUCAGUCCUAUAGAAGUUUGUCAGAUGACUCGAAUGGGAGUAGAUCUGAUUCCUCAUUAGAGGUAGAGAUAGUUGAUUAAAAUUAAAACAAUCUAGUGGCGUAGCGUGCCUUGGAGGGGUCCUGUAUCAAAAUUAGUUGAGGGGCCCACAUAAAGGGCAACAUGUUUGUACCUACAAAAGAAACAAAUAUGCUUCCCUAAAAUAAAACAUGACAGCGACGCUUAAAAUCAGGAGAAAAAAGAAAUAGCUUUUUUUGACUUUUGUAAUUUCUAAAGUGAAUUGGCCACGUCUUUGGGUAAUGACAUAAAAUUGUGCGUUGUUUAGUAUGAAGGGGCCCAUCUAACGAUAUACAACGUGUCCCAAAAUUCAACGAUAAGCGGGCGCCAAAAGAUUGACCUGCUCAUGAGCACUUAAGGAAAAAUAAUAAAAAAAAUAUACCUAAAUUUUUUUUUUAGUUACAAAAUAAAUUUUAAAAUUCUUUGAAAAUUUACACCUUGUAUGAUAUUUUGAACUACCGCAGCUACAAUUUCUUAAAUAUGCUUAAGAUUUUUUUUGUAUCGGAACCUAAGUAGUACUACUAUUCACCACAACUCUUAAAAACACCACAAUGCCCGCAGUUUUUACACAAAAAAAUAUCAAAAUAUUUUUUUUAAAGAUUUUUACUUUCAGUCUACUUUGACUCAUGGUCUUGCAAAAAAAAGUAUGAACACCGCUAUGGCAAGUUAUUUUCAAAGUUGACGCAACUAAUCAAGAUUUCAAAAUAGUAUAAUACCCUAGGAUAACUAGUCGCAAAAAAAAAAUAUGCGUACCAUUUGUAAACAAGAACUAAAUUUCUAAAAUGUUUUUGCUCCUAGAAAUCAC
Messenger RNA from Bicyclus anynana (squinting bush brown), 1626 nucleotides. RefSeq names its product homeobox protein MSX-2-like. Bases 195 to 845 code for a protein of 216 amino acids. The record is from RefSeq and is a predicted model, not a curated record. Gene Ontology annotation, molecular function: DNA-binding transcription factor activity, RNA polymerase II-specific; DNA binding. Gene Ontology annotation, biological process: regulation of DNA-templated transcription. The transcript is spliced from 3 exons. NCBI's taxonomy places the organism in Eukaryota, Metazoa, Arthropoda, Insecta, Lepidoptera, Nymphalidae.